UGUAAGUAAGACAAAUUUUACAGGGUGAGACAACUGAAAGUGAUUUCUCAGGGUGAGACAACUGAACUCCCAACUUCAAACCAGAUACGAGACUAUCCCUAAUGUCCAGCUCCGCCGCCGCCGGAACCAGUACGACGUCAGCUCAGCUUUACUCAGACUUUUUGCCUGAGCUCAUGGAUGGACUCAUCCCUCUUCUUCCCUCCUCUCCACCCUCCCCUUCCACCGCCUCCAUCGCCUUGGUCGGCGUCGUUGAUUACCGCGGCAGCUCCGCCUACCGAUCCUCCUCUGGUCGGUGGCCCGCCUCUCUUUUCAUCAUCGGGGUGGAGAUUGCGGAGAGGUUUGCGUAUUGCGGGGUUUCUUCCAACCUAAUUACUUAUCUUACUGGGCCACUUCAGGAGUCGAUGGCGGCGGCGGCAGCUGGUGUGAAUACUUGGUUGGGAGCGGCAAUGAUGUUGCCGCUUGCCGGAGCUUUCGUCGCCGAUUCAUAUCUUGGACGUUACAGGACAAUUGUGUUCGCUUCUCUGCUCUACAUUUUGGGCUUAGGUCUGUUGACCCUAUCGUCUGUGUUGCCAAGCCUUUGUUCACCAAAGUGUUCUAUAGAUGAUCACAAGGCAUGCAGGCCAAAUUAUUUCCAAGUGGGCUUCUUCUACUUCAGUCUAUACCUUGUUGCACUUGCUCAAGGUGGCCACAAGCCUUGCACACAAGCAUUUGGCGCUGAUCAGUUUGAUGAGAAGGACCCUGAAGAGAGCCUCUCAAGGAGCUCAUUUUUUAACUGGUGGUAUUGUGGCUUAUGCCUCAGCAUGGCAUUGACGAUUAUACUCUUAAAUUAUGUGCAAGAUAAUAUUAGCUGGGCCCUUGGAUUUGGGAUACCAUUUUUUGCCAUGGGACUUGCUCUCAUCUUGUUCUUUCUUGGGACCAAGACAUAUCGUUUCUACCAAUUGGGAGGUGAAAGCCCAUUUCUUAGAAUUGGGAAAUCAUUGCUUGCAAUUGUUAAAAGUUGGAUAGUAUCUUCUCAGGCAUUAAAGGGGAUAUGGACGCCCGCAUCUUAUGAAGAUGCAGGAAUUGAUCUUACCAUAUUUGUGAAAAAUGAGGCGCCGGAUGUAAUCCAAAUAGAAGAAGCCAGGAGAGUGCUUCGGUUAGUACCAAUAUGGGCAAUAUGCUUAAUAUAUGCUAUAGUAGUUGCACAGUCAUCAACCCUAUUCACUAAGCAAGGGAGCACCAUGGACCGGAGAAUCGGUUCGAGCUUCCAGGUUCCACCUGCAGCCUUGCAGAGCUUCAUUUACAUCUCUAUUGUUGUUUUCCUUCCAAUCUAUGAUCGAAUCCUAGUUCCUGUGUCCAGAAAAUUUUCCAGGAUUCCUACAGGAUUGACGCAACUCCAAAGGAUUGGCAUUGGACUGAUUGUCUCACUAGUAUCCAUGGCAAUAGCUGCUCUAGUUGAGGCCAAGAGAUUGAAAACAGCAAUAGAAUAUGGGCUGAUUGAUCAACCAACGACAACAAUUCCGAUGAGUCUGCUGUGGUUAGCCCCUCAAUACAUUUUCUAUGGCAUUGCAGAGGUGUUUGCCAUUGUAGGCUUGCAGGAGUUCUUCUACGAUCAGGUUCCUGAUGCAUCGAGGAGUCUUGGGCUUGGUCUCUACCUUAGCAUCUUUGGUUUUGGAAGCUUCCUUAGUAGCUUCCUCAUAGCUGUCAUUGACAGGGUAACUAGUAAGAGCGGAGAGAGCUGGUUCUCUGAUAAUCUGAACCGUGCUCAUCUUGAUUACUUCUACUGGCUUCUUGCUGGUCUCAGCUCUGUAGGACUGCUAUUCUACCUGCACUUUGCACGAUUUUAUGAAUACAAGAAGAAGCAAAAUUUCUUCAGAAGAAAUUUGAUGUCAUCCAGCGAUGUUAUAUAAGAUGUGAAGCAUGGAAGGUAUUUAUGAGUUCUGAGGUCUGCAUUUCUAAUUACUUGGGGUCAUCAUCUCCUUCAGAAAGCAAGAUAACUGCUGCUUGAAGCUUUGUAUUUAAUAUUGAAUCACUUGAAGAUCAUGGGAAAUCAUUAAGGUAAUUAAGUGAUUUACCAUAUUUAUUAAAAUUUUGAUACUUUACUGUUUGUCCUCUUUUUUAUUCCAUAGAGUUUAUUUGUUAAAUUUUGUU
Molecule: messenger RNA, 2130 nt
Organism: Phalaenopsis equestris
Lineage: Eukaryota; Viridiplantae; Streptophyta; Magnoliopsida; Asparagales; Orchidaceae
Product: protein NRT1/ PTR FAMILY 5.10-like
Exons: 5
Coding region: 102-1889 (595 amino acids)
Biological process (GO): dipeptide transport; transmembrane transport
Cellular component (GO): membrane
Molecular function (GO): dipeptide transmembrane transporter activity; tripeptide transmembrane transporter activity
Source: RefSeq, a predicted model, not a curated record